CCGCUGCUGCCGCUGCUGCUGUAGUUCUACAGUGAGCGGACUGGAGGUCAGUCUGUAGAAGAAAAGGAAAGCAGCCCAGCUCCAGAAACCCCGCACACACACACCAGCAUCUCCACACACACACACACACACCGCGCUGCAGAGAGAGAGGAGCGGUGUGGGGCUGAUUCCCAGAGAUCUGAAGGCCGGCGUUAAGCUGUUGAUAUAGAGCCUAAAAUGACCCAUGCGGUGACUCCUGAUAUGUAAAUGGCUUCCAAAGUGCGAGAUGCAGUGGUGUGGUACCAGAAGAAGAUUGGUGCGUACGACCAGCAGAUUUGGGAGAAGUCUGUGGAACAACGAGAAAUUAAGUUCAUUAGGCUGGGCCUGAGGAACAAACCAAAGAAGACAGGCCAUGUGAAGCCGGAUCUGAUUGACGUGGAUCUAGUGAGAGGCUCAGCAUUCGCUAAAGCCAAGCCGGAGAGCCCAUGGACGUCUCUAACGAGGAAGGGCAUUGUUCGAGUGGUACUAUUCCCCUUUUUCUUCAGAUGGUGGAUCCAGGUGACCUCCAAAGCCAUCUUCCUGCUGCUGCUUUCACUCUACCUUCUCCAAGUGGCAGCAGCGGUGUUGUUUUUCAGCAUCUCUAAGCCUCAUGACAUCCCAGCCACUGAGGUGUUUGGUGCCAUCUGGCUGAUGCUGCUGCUGGGAACGGUGCACUGCCAGAUCGUCUCCACCCGCACACCCAAACCAGCCGCCAGCAGCACCGGCAAGAGGAGAAGGAAGUUAAGGAAGGCAGCUCACUUGGAGGUGCAUAGGGAAGGCGAUGGCUCUAGCACUACCGAUAACACACAGGAGGGGGCACCACACUCCUCCGGCUCUGCUGCCACUCACAGCCUUGGCGCUUUCUUCAGAGAUUUCUGGCAUAAUGUCUUUAAAUCGGGAUCUAAGAAAUCUAAGCUGUCCAUUGAUAAGUCCACGGAGACAGACAAUGGCUACGUGUCUCUUGACGGACGUGUCACCAGUAAGAGCAGUGAAGAGGGGCUUCAACUGCAUGAUCCACACUGUGACCUGCUCCGCUCAGAGGAGCCAGGCUGGUGCAGCCCUCAGCACAGGAACAACCUGAUACUGCCACCUCUCACCAAGUGCAUACAGGAUGUGCCAGGUUUACACAGUGUGGAGAACAUGUCGGAUGAAGCGUCAAGUGAAGAAGACCCAGAGAACUACAGCACCCUCCGCAGGGGUGUGGAGCGCAUGAACAGUGAAUGCACACUGCGCAACAGAAAAUCCCACCACUACAAAAAACACUUUACAGCUGAGGAAACACCCAAGUCAGGUACCAGCUGCAGCUCACGAUGCUCCAGUCUGCGCACACAGGACUCGGAGAGCACUCGGCACGAGUCUGAGACAGAGGACGUUCUGUGGGAGGACUUCUUGCACUGCGCCGAGUGCCGAUCCUCCUGCACCAGUGAGACUGAGGCGGAGGGAUCUGCAGUCUGCCCCACCUCCAAAAAAGAGUACCGGGAUGACCCUUUCCACCAGGGUCACGCCCCAUGGCUGCACAGCUCAAACCCUGGGCUUGAACGUGUGAGUGCCAUUGUUUGGGAGGGAAACGAGUGUAAGAAGGCGGAUAUGUCGGUGCUGGAGAUCAGUGGGAUGAUCAUGAAUAGGGUAAAUCUAUACACCCCUGGCAUUGGAUAUCAGAUCUUCGGCAAUCUGGUGGCUGUAAUGCUCGGACUCACGCCCUUUGCAUAUAGACUUUUCCAGUACAAAGAUCUGGAGCAGCUGGCCUCUCUCUCAGCCGGUGAGAUGAUCUCCAUUGCCUUCGGAUCUUCCUCAGACUUCAUGGUGAUCAUCAUGGUGACAGUGAGCUUCAUGGUGCGCGUCUGCCUCAUCUGGCUCUUCUUCUUUCUGCUCAGUGUGGCUGAAAGGACGUACAAGCAGAGGUUGCUCUUUGCUAAACUCUUUGGUCAUCUAACUUCAGCCCGGAGAGCCAGGAAGUCUGAGGUGCCUCAUUUCCGCCUGAAGAAAGUGCAGAACAUUAAAAUGUGGCUUUCUCUGCGCUCCUACUUGAAGAGACGUGGUCCCCAGCGUUCUGUUGACGUCAUCGUCUCAUCUGCCUUCCUUCUUACUCUCUCAGUGGUCUUCAUCUGCUGCGCCCAGUUGCUCCACAUGCACGAGACGUUUCUGGAGUUUCACUAUAACUGGGAGCUGGUGAUUUGGUGCUUGUCUCUGUCUCUCUUCCUUCUGCGCUUUGUCACUCUGGGCUCUGAGACCAGCAAGAAGUACAGCAACACCUCCAUUCUACUGACCGAACAGAUUAAUCUGUACUUGAAAAUGGAGAAGAAACCAAACAAGAAAGAAGAGCUGACACUGGUCAACAAUGUUCUAAAGCUGGCCACCAAACUGCUGAAGGAGUUGGAUUCUCCAUUCAGAUUAUACGGCCUUACAAUGAACCCCCUCCUGUACAACAUCACGCAGGUUGUCAUCCUGUCAGCAGUUUCAGGGGUCAUCAGUGACCUGCUGGGCUUCAACGUGAAGCUUUGGAAGAUCAAGUCAUGACAGUGAGCUGAUGACUGACUCCAGCCCUCCCGGAGGGGACAGCGCACAGUUUGACCACAGGAGGGCGACGAGUCCCCGUUACGAGGGGCCACCUGACAAUGGACUUUUGGCCCUUUUCUCCUCUGACAUAUCAGAGUUCUUAUACUUCACUCGUGCAAUUCAGAUAUUUAUUUUACCCUCUCAGUGUUUUUUGGAGUUCUCACAUGUUUAGCUGUUUUAAUUGUUUUUAAGUAUUAUUGUUUUAGCUGGUAGAAUUUCAUUGUUACAGGAGCGGGAUCUGCGAGGAGGGGAGGGAUUAGUCCUGAUUUUUUUUGGGGGGUGGGAGGUGGUGGGCAGGACUGUAUACAGUGAACUGUGUACUGCGGGAAUGCCGGCAUGGUUGGGGAGCAGAGGAGCUCUGGGUGAAGAGGGACGUUCAGGAGCUCAGACUGGCAAUAAGCAGUUCAGUCCCUCGCCUGGUUAUUGUUACAUAGAUAGGUCACUCAUAGCAGUGCUCCACCAAAGUUAUGAGCAGAUAAUGAUCAUGCUGGACGUCUUUGGAUGACUGUGUGUGUGUUUGUAAAAAAAACAGGAUGUUUCUGAAGCACUGAACAUUAUUAGUGAAACUGACAAGACAUACAGACAGACACUCACACACACUCUGUGGAGCUGGAAGACCUGAGCGUGUCUGUCUGAGCUAAAGCUCCUGUUACUGUUCUCUCUCUCUGUGUGUGCGAGUGUGUGUGGAUGUGUUUAUGAAUGUGUGAGUGUGUGAGUAUUAUGAUCCGUUACGUGCUGUUUUUUCACAACGUUCUUCAAUAAGUAGAGGUCGAAUUGCCUUGUUCACAACUGUUACUUGUGCAGCAUUUGUUUUUGUCUUGAUUUGACACAUUAUGAUUUCAGCAGCGUCUCACUCUGUUUCCAGCAGUGUGUGUUGGUGAGAUAUUAGGGGGGGCGGGGGGUACAGGACUGAGGCCUUGACAAAUUCUUUGAAAAGCUUGCGGUUUACCUUUGGUGUGGUUGUUACUUUCAUUACCAUUCGUCUGUCUCAGAAUGUCAACUGUUUAGGCUAUUGAGACUCAGUGUAUGAAGGGUAUUUAGGGUGUUUGUGUUAGUGCGUGCGUGUGCGUAUUCAGCCUCAGUCAGAAAUGCCUCAAAAUGUGCACUUUAAAGCGAAGAAAUUGUUACUCAAUGUCAAAAGUUGGUCAGAAGAAGAGCCUUGAAGAUGUGUGAUUUUUGUUUUUGUAUUUCUGCAUGGGACAGUCAGUGAGGAUGACCAAAGUGCUUUUUUUUCUUUUUGGUCUGCUGGAGAAGAAUGUAUUAGUUCUUGCUUUAAGCAUUAGUUCCUCUGAGAGUUCUUUUAAAAAGGGCUGUGGUCACCUUUUCUCCUUUGUAUCUGUUUCUCUGCAUUGUGUUCCUGUGGGUUUUGUUUGGUUUUGUUAUUAAACUGUCACUCAUUACAUUUGCUGAUCUUUGAUGGAAAUAUGUGGUGUUUACAGAGAACACUAUGUCUGAGAAAGAAAAAGCGCUAGAUAAAGAGCUUUGAAAACCACAA
This is a messenger RNA of Astyanax mexicanus (Mexican tetra), 4069 nucleotides long. Its product is annotated as protein PHTF2. The record is from RefSeq and is a predicted model, not a curated record. Gene Ontology annotation, cellular component: endoplasmic reticulum. The coding region runs from base 247 to 2535 and encodes 762 amino acids. The transcript is spliced from 19 exons. Lineage: Eukaryota; Metazoa; Chordata; Actinopteri; Characiformes; Acestrorhamphidae.